AUGCGGCACAUUACAUUCUUCGGUGGCCAGGGCAGCCGGUCGCUCUUCUCGCGGUUCGUUGCGUCGAGUUCCAAGAGGGCUGCUACCGCCUCUGAUACAGUAUCUCUACUGCUCUCAUCCUGCCAUGCUGCCUUUCUGAGCGAGCUGCUGCACCUGAGAAGUCUAGGUCCCGUCCCCUCCUGGGCAGUCCUUGACGGAAUCCAGACGCCGUUCGAUCUGCUUUCCGUUCCCGAGCAGUACCACAAGAACCCUGUUAUCCAGGGCGUCGUUCUCUGCACUCACCAAUUGAUCCAAUACUUGCAUAGCGAGCAGGCGGGGCGGGACGAGACUAGGUCAGAACUGGCCGGGCUCUGCUCGGGGAUGCUCCCGGCCGUGGUUGUAGCGUGUAGUCGAGAUGUCACCGCGUUCAUAUCAUGGGCCAAAGAGGCUGUGCGCCUGGCGUUUUGGAUUGGGUAUCGGGCAGGCCAGUUGAGUGCGCAGCUUGAAAGUCAUGAGUGGCAACUCUAUCCCUGGUCUCUGGCAGUGGUCGGGCUCGAGGAAGUAGAAAUGCAACGGAUCUUGAGCCUGUUCGAGAGUAUCUUGAAGAAGGCUGGCCUUGAGGCCACCUUUAUAAACCUCCAAGCUACGCUCAAGCUAUUCCUAACUAGGAAGUAA
Aspergillus mulundensis is the source of this 654-nucleotide messenger RNA. RefSeq lists its product as uncharacterized. Gene Ontology annotation, molecular function: transferase activity. Lineage: Eukaryota; Fungi; Ascomycota; Eurotiomycetes; Eurotiales; Aspergillaceae. The record is from RefSeq and is a predicted model, not a curated record. The transcript has 2 exons. Bases 1 to 654 code for a protein of 217 amino acids.